Messenger RNA from Symbiodinium sp. CCMP2592, 441 nucleotides. Lineage: Eukaryota; Dinophyceae; Suessiales; Symbiodiniaceae. The record is from the annotation of a GenBank genome assembly.
AUGGCGUCAGAUCGAGACCCUCUGGCAGACUGGCUCAAGACUCUGCCUGCAGUUGAGUUGGAACGCCUCCGGGAAGCCCACUCUGUGUCAGCGCAAGCAGCCGUGGACACGGCCGUGCCAGCCGAUGCUCGGCCUUCGGAUAAUCCUUAUGGCCUGUCCCCGCGCAGCCUCCUUAUCUACCAGAACCAGGAAGCCUAUUACCACGCCCAGGACGGAUGUUACACAGGCCCUAUCCCAGACUGUUUUGACUACGUCCCACCUCAGGACACAGAAGACCUGGAAGAAGCCGACACAGCACAGCCCUCUCAGCCUUCUGCAGCCGCAGUUGACGCCGAGCCCACGGCGCUAGGGGUCCUUAUUAAGGGUCCCUCCUUUUACCCUUGGAUCCUAGGAUGCCCAGUUGUACCCUUUUUCCAUCUUGUAGUCCGAGGUUCCUUAUAA